AUGCCCCAACUCAUACCCUUCAGGGACAUUAAUGUCCACGCGUCGAACUCCCACUACGCCUUCACCUCUCCAUCCACGCCCUCUGCUCAGACCCUUGUGGUUGAGCGGCCUUCAGGCGACUUACGCCUCAGCGAUGGCCCUCUGCUCGGCACAAAGCGAGUCUCAAGCAUCGCGGGGAUCCUGGGGAUGAUAAAAUUAAGAUUAGGUAUGAGCACCGGGGCAGUAGGAUACCUUCCCGCUAACGAACGAACAACAGACAAGUACAUAAUCGUAAUCACCAAGGCGCAGCCUAUGGGACGUCUGAAAGGACAUAUGGUUUAUCGAGUCAUCGCUACUGAAUUCCUUCCCCUCCGCGAGCGUACGCUGCAUGACCAGGAUGAAGACACCUACCUCACGCUCUUGAAGACUCUCCUGAAGAGUGGACCGAUGUACUUCUCCUAUUCACUCGACAUUACGAAUAGCUUUCAACGCCAAGCUGAAGCAGACCUCUCUCAGCCAUUAUGGAGAAGAGCCGACGAUCGCUUCUUCUGGAACAAAUUCAUACAAUCUGAUAUCAUGGGCUUGUCUCGAGGUGAAGGCAGUGGAUCGGGUCUUCGUGGGAGUCCACAACCAGGAGCAGAUCCUUUCGUGCUCCCUGUGAUGUUCGGCAUGAUGAGAAUAACGACCACACGUAUCAAAGCUACCCCUUUCACAUUUGUGCUCAUCACUCGGAGAUCAAGACACAGAGCAGGGACACGCUACCUUACACGAGGCAUGGAUGAGCAAGGGCAUGUUGCCAACUUCAAUGAGACGGAACAAAUAGUCGUCCUUAACGAUGGCUCUGGAGAUCUCGGUGGUUUUAGCGGGGUCACCCAAAAUGGAAAGAUUAACAACGACGGCUCGGAGACGCAGAUCCUUUCUUAUGUACAGACGAGAGGCAGUGUACCUGCUUAUUGGGCCGAAAUAAACACGCUGCAUUAUACUCCAGAGCUUCAGGUCCGAGAUGUAGAGACUGCCGCGAAUGCUGCACGCUUGCACUUCGACGAGCAAAUCCGACUUUAUGGGGAGAAUUAUCUUGUGAAUCUCGUGAACCAAAAGGGUCGUGAAAUCAAAGUGAAGAAAGCUUAUGAAGAUAUGGUUCGUGUCCUGGUCUCAGGACCAGAGCAAGCUACGCAGGCAAAUUACGUGACGCCCGAAAAGAUUACAGUUGUUGAAGCUAGCGAAAAGAAACAGAAGUACGAUCGACUGCACUAUGUCUACUUUGAUUUCCACAAUGAGACGAAGGGUUUGAAAUGGCAUAGAGCGAACCUUCUGCUAGAUCAGCUGAAAAGCGGAUUAUGGAAGGGCCAAUAUUUUCGAGGCGUUGACAUGCCUGCGGACACGGAAGGCCGGCUUGAGGUACGAAACAAACAAACGGCAGUGGUAAGGACGAAUUGUAUGGAUUGCUUGGAUCGUACGAAUGUCAUACAAACGAUGAUUGCACGAUGGACUUUGACACGUCAAUUGAUAGACGCUGGGGUCUUGCAACAAGGCGAAGCUGCGAAUGAUGAUCCAGAAUUCGAGCACUUCUUCCGCAACAUAUGGGCAGAUAAUGCUGAUGUCGUUUCAAAAAGCUAUUCGGGUACUGGCGCUCUCAAGACCGACUUUACACGCACUGGAGAGAGAACAAGAGCCGGAGCUGCACAAGAUUUCAAUAAUUCCGUUACUCGCUAUGUGAAGAACAACUUUGGGGAUGGUCCUCGACAGGACGCCUUUGACCUGUUUACCGGGACAUUUCAACCACCUCCAGUCGGAACUAGCUUGGUAUUCGUGGAUCGAAGACCCAUUUUGGUGCAGGCAAUCCCUUACGUCCUCGCUGCUUGCAUGUUUUUCAUCCUUGUUGCUGUACAUAUUACCGAGUGGCCAUAUCGAGCUAAUGAAGCUCGGCAGGUCAAUUGGCCGAAGCUCAACACUCCGAGAUGGGCCAUUGAAGGCGUGCAAGAGACAAUGAACCGAGCACUGAAAGAUCCACUAGUUGGCGAAUUCGUGUCCAAGCACGAGCGUGGACUAAGCAAUACACGCCUUGGUCAUCUUGAAGAAGGCAAGAAGCGUAUCCAAUGA
Bacidia gigantensis is the source of this 2079-nucleotide messenger RNA. RefSeq lists its product as uncharacterized. Gene Ontology annotation, cellular component: endoplasmic reticulum. NCBI's taxonomy places the organism in Eukaryota, Fungi, Ascomycota, Lecanoromycetes, Lecanorales, Ramalinaceae. Gene Ontology annotation, molecular function: phosphatidylinositol-4-phosphate phosphatase activity. The transcript is spliced from 2 exons. Gene Ontology annotation, biological process: phosphatidylinositol dephosphorylation. Bases 1 to 2079 code for a protein of 692 amino acids. The record is from RefSeq and is a predicted model, not a curated record.